UAUGCUUGAAAAAACCUUCUCUACUUUUCAUGCAUCGAAUAUGGUGCUACAACAGCAAUAUAGAGAGAAGGGUUUUACUAAAUAUUCCCAGUUGAUUUCAUGUCUUCUGGUGGCUGAACAAAAUAAUGAGCUGUUGUUAAAAAACCACGAAGCACGUCCUACUGGCUCAAUCCCAUUCCCCGAGGUGAAUAGUGUGUCUAAUAAUAAUAAUGCUAAGGGCCAUGGCCGUGGCCAUAGCCGUAGACGGGGAAAUGGAAGAUAUCGUGGUUAUAAUCCUGGUAGUGGACAAAAUCGUCGCGGUGGUUACAAUUCCAAGAAUAAAAAUUACCAUCGAAAAGGGGAAAGUAGUGGUGCAAAACAUGAUAAGGACAAACGUGAAAAUUAUUCCAAACGUACUGAAAGCAUAUGUUAUCGUUGUGGCAUGACUGGCCAUUGGGAGCGCGUUUGUCAUACAUCAAAGCACUUUGUGGACCUCUAUCAGGCAUCCCUGAAAGGAAAAGCAAAUAUAGAGUCCAACAAUGUUUUUAUGGAAGACGAUUUUGUUGACACACAGUUGGAUGUUGAAGAUUAUCUUGGGCCAGUUGAAAAUCUAAAUUAAUGU
Molecule: messenger RNA, 601 nt
Organism: Ipomoea triloba (trilobed morning glory)
Lineage: Eukaryota; Viridiplantae; Streptophyta; Magnoliopsida; Solanales; Convolvulaceae
Exons: 1
Coding region: 2-598 (198 amino acids)
Molecular function (GO): zinc ion binding; nucleic acid binding
Source: RefSeq, a predicted model, not a curated record